GACCGCGUUGCAAAAAAAGAAGACAACACAUCAAAUGUUUUUGCUGAUGUUUUUAUUGAUUUAAAUUCAAUAAAGGAUUUACUCCAUGUGGAGACCAGUAUGCUAACUAUUUCUCUUCAGUUUUCAUCAGAUCCGCCCAUUAUCAGUUUUCAUCAGAUCCGCCGAUUAGAUAGCAUUAGUUCAAGAUGCUGAACGGUGCGUCCCAUGCGGUCACCAACCAGCUUCUCCCUGACAACACCACCCUCAAUGCUGGUACAGAGGAAGAGCUGCAAUGCUAUGGUUACGCGGACAGCAAGAGGAAGAGGCUCCUGUUCUACGUGCUGGUGGUCUUGACCUUGGGAGUGGUGCUGCUCCUCAUUUACUGGAGACGCGAGCUCGAGUGCUACUUGAAGAAAUCUAGGUGUACCCUCUACAGGGCCGACACUGUGCUUCUACAGGACCAAUUUGGGCAGAACUAUGUUUGCAGCAUCAAAUCCUUAAACCUGGCAGAUGAGUUACAUGAGUUCAAUGAUUCGUACAACCGUGAAGAAUCCACACCAGAAAAUGUUCAUGAUGUCAGUGAUGUUGCAAAUCUUACAGUAAAACAGAUGGAGCCAGUGGUUCUAUACUUUGAACACCAGCAUGUGAGAUACCUGUGGUCCAACCAGGAUAAAUCAUACUCCAAACUGCUUGAUUUGUCUACACACACUCGUCUGGCCACCCUGGAGCAGUACAAGGGUCUAUCGUCAAGGCAACAGGCCCACAGACGCAUGCUGUACGGGUCUAACUCCAUCGAGGUCGAGGUCAAGUCCUACUGGAGACUGCUCAUUGAAGAGGUGCUGAACCCGUUCUACAUCUUCCAGAUAUUCAGUAUCGUCCUGUGGGCCACUGACCAGUACUAUGCAUAUGCGGCCUGCAUUCUUGUCAUUUCAUCCGUCUCCAUCAUUGUGUCUCUCUAUGAGACUAAAAAGCAAAUGAUCACUCUACACAACAUGGUGAAGGUGGAUGCGAUGACAAUCACUGUUGCCAGGGGUGAUGGUUGCUAUGAGCCGGUGCAUGUUACUGACCUGGUUCCCGGUGAUGUGAUCGUGAUACCACCCAAGGGCUGCGUCAUGACGUGUGAUGCCGUGCUGCUAGGGGGCACUGUCAUUGUGAACGAAAGCAUGUUGACAGGUGAGAGCCUUCCAGUGACCAAGACCUCCAUUGUGGUAGGAGAGGCCAGCGAGGUCUACUCACCACAGAAUCACAACCGCAGCACCAUAUUUGCGGGGACUCGUGUCAUCCAGACGCGAUAUUACGGAGGCUGUAAAGUCCUGGCUGUCGUUGUGCGCACAGGAUUCAGCACAGCCAAGGGUGAACUUGUGCGGGGGAUCCUGUAUCCCAAGCCCCUGGGGUUCAAGUUUUACCGGGAUGCCUUCCGUUUUGUGAUGUUCCUGGCUCUGGUGGCUCUGAUUGGAAUGGGCUACAGUGUCUACACGCACAUUGAACUUCAUGCAUCUCCAGAGAAAAUCAUCAUUCGAGUUCUUGAUGUGAUCACCAUAAUUGUCCCCCCUGCCUUGCCGGCAGCCAUGACAGUUGGAACAGUGUAUGCACAGAGUCGACUGAAGAAGAAACAGAUCUUCUGUAUCAGCCCACCCAGAAUCAACUUCUGUGGACGCCUUAACCUGUUUUGUUUUGACAAAACUGGAACUCUCACAGAGGACGGAAUGGAUCUGGGGAGAGUUCUUCCAGUCAAAAAUGGCAGUUUCCAGCCCAGUGUCAGUGACCCCAGUCAUCUAGAGCGUGAGGAACUGCUGAUCGGCAUGGCAACCUGUCACUCACUGACCAUCAUUGACGGGGAGAUCUCUGGGGACCCUAUGGAUGUCAUCAUGUUCAACUCUACUAAAUGGACUUUGGAGGAGCCAGGAGCCGAUACCAGCAAGUUUGAUAACAUCAUGCCCACCAUUGUGAAGCCAGCUACCAGAGACACCUUCCAAGAAGAGGAUCUAGGGGAGGCGGGCCAGUUUGAGGUUGGUAUUGUUCGUCAGUUCCCGUUCUCCAACUACCUGAAGUGCAUGAGUGUGAUCACACGCACCCUCACCAAAAGCAAUAUGGCUGUGUUCUCAAAGGGAGCUCCAGAGAAAAUAGUGCAACUUUGUCACAAAGAAACGGUACCAGAAGACUUGCACUCUGUGAUGAACCGGUACUGCCUGCAGGGGUUUAGAGUGCUUGGCCUGGCCUGGAAACAGCUGGAUCACAAGGUGUCCUGGCACCAGGCACAAAGAAUGUCAAGAGAGGAGGCUGAGAGUGAUCUGACAUUCAGCGGCCUGCUGGUGUUCCAGAACAAGUUGAAGAUGCAGUCGAAGCCAGUCAUCAGGACACUGCUUGCCGCCAAUAUCCGUUGCUGCAUGAUCACAGGUGACAGAUUAGACACUGCCGUCUGUGUUGGCCGCAACUGUGGAAUGAUAGAGCCGCGUGAUACUGUUGUCAUGGUGAAGGCAUCGAGGCCAGAGAACGGAGGCGGACCAAAAAUCAUAUGGGAACCAUUGGAAGCGACGUCAUCAGACAACGUUGAUGCAUCCUCUGAUAAUGAGGAAACCCCAUUUUUACCCCCUUCUUAUCAAAAUCAAAAGUUGCUUGGAAGUCUCUCUGUCAUUAAAUUCAACGCCGCCGCUCAGACUACAACUGCCCUAACAUUGUCAGAACCAAGGACCCAUCUAGCUGUAGAUGGCAGCUCAUUCUCCGUACUGGAGCGGUACUUCCCGGAGACACUGAAGAGAGUGUGCAUGCGAGGCACGAUCUUUGCGCGCAUGGCACCUGACCAGAAAUGUCAGCUUAUUCAGAAGCAGCAGGAACUAGGGUACAGUGUAGGUAUGUGUGGGGAUGGGGCAAAUGACUGCGAGGCCCUAAAAGCUGCCCAUGCGGGCAUAUCUCUGUCUGAGGCAGAGGCAUCUGUGGCAGCUCCCUUCACCUCUGCAGUGAACAACAUUGAGUGUGUUGUAACCCUAAUGAGGGAAGGCAGGGCAGCACUGGUCACCUCAUUUGGAUGUUUCAAAUACAUGGCAGUGUACAGCUUCAUACAAUUCAUAUCUGUCAUGAUUCUGUAUUCAUUCGGGUUCAACCUGUCAGAUUGGGAGUUCCUGUAUAUUGACCUUCUCAUCACCACUACCAUUGCUGUCCUUAUGGGUUACACAGCGGCCUAUGAUCGGCUGGUGGCAGCCAGACCGGAGGGUUCGCUGAUCAAACCCUCAAACAUCCUGUCCAUCCUGCUACAGGUACUGGCUGCAGCCCUGUUCCAAGCUGCAGCAGUUGUGUAUCUGAAUGCACAGAAAUGGUACUCCAAAGAAUUGCCCUUGAAAGAUGAGAAAGAGGGUCAAACUCCAUCUUGGGUCAACACGGUUAUCUUUGUUGUGUCGACUUACCAGUACAUCACAGUUGCAUUCUGUUUCUCCAAGGGACCACCGUUCCGAAAGCGCAUCUACACAAAUGUACCAUACAUGAUCUGCCUUGUCUUCCUGCUAGUGUUCUCCACAUGUAUAUUUCUCAUUCCCAUUCCGUUGCUGGAGAAAGUUCUUGUGAUGCAACCGUUGGAAGUUCAUCCUCUUCAGUUCAGAGGUCUUCUACUGGCUAUUGUGGCUAGCCAUUUUGUUGUGGCAGUGGCAAUUGAGUACUUGGUCUCAGACAACCUGUGCAUUGGAGGCUGCAUUAAGGGCUGUGUUAACAGAUUAAAGAGCAAGAAAAACACAUCCCCAUAUAAGCUGCUGGAGAAAGAUAUAGAGGCUACAAACUGGCCGCCGGUAGGUCUCGUCUCUUUCUCUGACGCUGCCUCAGACGUUGGAGUGAUCUUGGAAGAAAGGAAUUCUGGGAUUUUUGAGUUGUCUGUUAAUAGAUGACCCAUGGUUUCAAUGGUGACAGGGUCAGAUGACAUUAUUGCAAUAGGAAUGUACCAGGUUAUGCACAGUUUCAUAUAUGGGUCAUUUAUUAACCAUGGAUUGUAUACUUGUCAAGACUUUUUUCUUUAUUUAUUUUGAAAAUUGUCUGUUUAAUGGAUAAUCCUCUAUUUCUUUAGAAACAUAUACACACUUCUAUAGUAAAGUUCUAAUGUAUGUACAUUUCAGUUGUCCGUUAAUAGAUGCUAAUGGUCUCUAUUACAUGUAUUGCAUGUAUUGCUAUGGCAGAUGUCCAAAUUUUAUUAAAAAAUGAUUGACCUUUUCAGUCUAAUUACUGUUAAUAUAGUCAACAGUGUCUGUAGAAACCAAAGGAAACAGAAUAUGUAGAUGUAUAUCAAUACAUUCUGAUUAGGUCUUGUUAUCUUACCCAAGAACAAAUCUUGAACAAUAUACGCAUUUUCCUUGUAUACAUGGAUAUGCAGUUCUUUGUACUGAUUUCUUUAACAUUUAUGUCGUAGAUGUUGUAAACAGUCUAUUGACCUUGCCAGUACAAUGUCUAACCAGCUGAAGCAGCAAGUUUGUAUUUGGCUGAAAAAAGAUCAUUUAGAAUAGGCAUUUUUCAUGAGCAUGCAUUUUACAUGUAUAUGAGCUGUGAAUUGAGAGAACUUGUUUGUGUAAAGUGUUGUCUCAGAUAAGCCUGUGCAGUCCACGUAGGCUAAUCAGGGACAACACUUAUACUUGCCUCAUUGUUAAUGUGUGCAUCUUACGAUUUGACUCUUACAAAAUGAAACCUGAUUUUGUGAUAUAGCUGUGAGACGAUGCUUUGUGGGAGGGUUAGCUUUACUUGAUAUGAAAAUGUUUAUGUUUGUGUUUAUUGUUAUUUGUUGUUUACUUAGACACAAAGCGUCACAUGUACAUUGUUAUUUGUUAAACUGUAUAAUGAUUUCACAUAUUUUUCUAAUGUUUUCAAUAUUUUGCAAAUUUUGAGAUUAUCUGAGUACUAGGUUAUAAACAUACUUGAAUUUAUUGAGUUAAAAACUCCCACAUACAUUUGUGUGUUUUGUUUUUAUGUGAUAUGCAACAAAUUCUUUGAAUGUACUUCUAUAGAUUUGAAAUGUUUGUUUGAUUUACAAGAUGUUUGAAAUCAUACACUUAAGGAAAUCCAAUAAAUAUAAAGGAUUUCAUUCAAUAAUUAUUCUUUUUUUGUGUGAUAGUAGGUAAUUAGAAUUUAAAACUAAAUUUAGAUUUAGGGAUUAGUUUGGAAAGGGCUAUUUUUAUUCUCCUUUAAAAAAAAUUUUUUUAGCACACAGUAUUUAUCAUUCAUACAUGUUUAAUACAACAUUUGUGUUUCUUUUAAGCUUACCUGAGCACAACGUGCUCAUGGUGAGCUUUUGUGAUCGCCUUUUGUCUGUCGUGCGUUGUCCGUUGUGCGACGUCAACAUUUGCCUUGUUAACUCUCUAGAUGCCACAUUUAUUGUCCAAUCUUCAUGAAAUUUGGUCAGAAGAAUGGUUUCAAUGAUAUCUUGGAUGAGUUCGAAAAUGGUAACGUUUGCUUGAAAAACAUGGCUGCCAAGGGGCGGGGCAUUUUUCCUUAUUUGGCUAUAAAUAGCUAUAGUAAAAUCUUGUUAACACUCUAGACGCCACAUUUAUUUUCUGAUCUUCAUGAGACUUGGUCAGAAGAUUCAUCCCAAUAAUACCUUGAAGGAGUUCAAAAAUGAUGCCAGUUGGUUGAAAAACAUGGCUGCCAGGGGGCGGGGCAUUUUUCUUCACAUGGCUAUAGUAAAACCUUGUCAACACCCUAGUGGCCACAUUUAUUUUCCGAUCUUCGUGAAACUUUGUCAAAAGAUUUGUCCCAAUAAUAUCUUGUUAUCUCAGGUGAGCGACUUUGGGCUUUUCAGGCCCUCUUGUUUAAAUCUCUGGAGAUUUGAGAAAUAGUUUAGAAAAAAAACACAAAAACUUGUUUUCUUGUAUAUUCACAAUUUGUUUGUACAAUCCAUAACAAGUUAUCAGCCUCUGUUAAAGCCUCUAUAACGCUGAAAAUCAACUUUAAUUAAUGAAAUACUUUACGAAAUUUUCGUUGAUUGUGAACAUUAUAGAGGCUUCAACAUAUUCUGAUGAUGCAUUUAUGCUUUAAAAUGAUAUUACAUGUGUAUACAUAUAAACAUAUAAUCAACAUGUGCAAUGGUACUUGAUAUUUUAUUUUCAUAAUUUACCUUACAAGAAUUUUUAUUGAACAACACUGGGCAAGAGUUAUAGCGCACCAUCGACUGCAAUGGCUGUAACCUCUAUUAUUGAACAAUCAACAUUUUAGCUUAUCAACUAUUAAUCUUAUUGUUUGUGGUAUUUUUCAAGUGUUUUGUUAAAAACUCAUGCAAGUGUAACUGUGCAUGUAAUAUUUGUUAAAAAUAAAAGAACGUACACUUAUUCUCAUUUUUGACAUAUUUCUUCCUGACAAUUUGAGUUAAUUUGAACAUUUUGUGCAUGGCAAUUUUUAUGCCCUCUUUUGAAGAAGAUGGGGUAUAUUGUAUUGCACUUGUCGGUCCGUCGGUCUGUCCACCAGAUGGUUUCCGGAUGAUAUUUCAAGAACGCUUAGGCCUUGGAUCAUGAAACUUCAUAGGUACAUUGAUCAUGACUGGCAGAUGACCCCUAUUGAUUUUCAAAUCACUAGGUCAAAGGUCAAGGUCACAGUGACUCGAAAUAGUAAAAUGGUUUCCGGAUGAUAACUCAAGAAUGCUUGCGUGUAGGAUCAUGAAACUUCAUAGGUACAUUGAUCAUGACUGGCAAAUCACCCCUAUUAAUUUUCCGGUCACUAGGUCAAAGGUCAAGGUCACAGUGACUUUAAACAGUAAACUGGUUUCCUGAUGAUAACUCAAGAAUAAUUAGGCCUAGAAUCAUGAAACUUCAUAGGUACAUUGAUACAUGACUGGCGGAUGACCCUUAUUGAUUUUCAGGUCACUAGGUCAAAGGUCAAGGUCACUGUGACAAAAAACGUAUUCACACAAUGGCUGCCACUACAACUGACAGCCCAUAUGGGGGGCAUGCAUGUUUUACUAACAGCCCUUGUUUUUCAGUGAAUCAAAGUGGAGCACAUUUGGUUGAAUUAAAAAGAGAAAAAAGUAUGUGUACAUUUAUGUUAAUUUUUAGUGAGAAGUAGCUUAUUCUAAGUUUUGAAAAAUUCAGCACAUACAUUCUGGUGAAUGUAAAUACCACCAACACAUACAUAUGAGCUGUGCUCUGUGUAAAGGGGGAUUUGCGUCCCAAAUUAGCCUGUGCACUCUGCAAAGGCUAAUCCUGAGGGAUGACACUUUUCGCUUUUAUAAUAUUUUCUGUUUAAAGAAAGUAUCUUAAGCAAAAAUCCAGUUUCAGCGGAAAGUGUCAUCCCUGGACUUUACGCACAUGCAUUAAACCCCCUUUUCACAGAGCAUGGCCCAUAUACUUGAAUAAGACUGUGUUAAAUUGUUACCAAUAUAUUUACAAUAUUGUUUGUGGCCACUAUUUAAAAUAUAAGUCUUAAUGGUACUUAAGGACUAUAAGGUUUAUACUUUAUAAAUACAUGUAUGUUUAUGCAUGAUAUUUACAGUAAGCACUCCAGUUUGACCCAGGCAAUCAAUCAGUGUUUCUAUGAUGGUUGUCUUGUAUUCAGUAGUUAGGCAAUAAAUUGAGGUAUUUAAUGAAUACAAUCAUUUUCUUAAUGUUUUGCUUUGUUUCCACAUAUUUUGUGUGAUAAAAAAGCUUGCAAAUAAAACCAUUUUAUAUUGUUUGCAUUUAAAGGUAUAGGUUUUUAUUUUUUAAGCAAGCCUUUAAAAAAGCUGCGUUUUGUCAACCAGAACCUUUGUAAAAAAAAUAAGUGGUGAAAUACUUCUGGGGAUAGAGAGCAGCUUUUCCUGAGUAUUACAAUUUUUUCUUCAAAAUUUUUAUUUUAAUUUUUUAAUUAUUGUUUCAUGCGGCUCUUUGUUUAGUUUUGACCGUUCAGUUGUAUGAUUUUUAAUAAGACUAAAAUGUUGUUUUGAUUGGUCCAAUAUUUAUUAAGUUAAUUCAUUGUUCAUAACAGCUAAAACAAAUGUAAUAUUUUGCUAAUUAAAACUGAAUGGCCUCAUAAAAUAAAUUUACCACAAAGUGUGCAGUUGAUUUAUUUAGCUGAUCAAAUGAGCUGUGUUCUGAGAAAACUGGACAUAAGGCAUGUGCGUAUAGUGUCCUCCCAGAUAAGCCUGUGCAGUCAAGUAAUUAUGGUCUUAAGGGUAAGAGCUUUGCUUUUUAUUUGUUAUCCAAUUUUUGUUGUUUUUUUUUGUUAUUUUUGAUGUAAUAUUUCAGUUUAUGUUCAUGCUUAUUUAAAGUUACUUAAAUAAAACUAGUAUGAAUUGAGUCAUUCAAAUUUUUGUUCAAAUAAUUGUGCACUUCUUUUGUGCUUUUAAUCUUAUUUAUGUCUAUAUGUUUUGUUCAAAAUGACCAUUUGGUGCAAACAAAUAUUUAUAUUUUGAUAUAGAUUUAUUUCUUAUUUUUAUGAUCUGAUAUACAUUAUCAUUCCCUUUUUGCAUGUAUUAACCAACUGAUUGUUUUACUUAUAUCUAAAAAUAGAAACAAUUCUGUAAACUGUUAUGCUUCAAUAUUCAAUAUUGUUGAGUCUGAAGUGACAAAUUGACAACUCAAGUUACAUUCAUGUUCGUAUAGAAAAUUUUGCUUCUGACAUUAAAAAAAACAUAUUGAUAGCCUGUAUCUAUUCAAACUUUGGAAUCAGCUUUCUUUCGUCAAAGUCUAUUCUGUAUACGCAUGUCAAAGAAUGGGUUGGAAUAUAUGGACUCUGUAACUGUCAUUCAUGCCCCAAUAUGAAAAUGGUAGAUGGUCAUGACUUGUUUAUCAUGUCAGUGUGUGCCACAAAUGAUCAACAAAUCUAGGCACAAAUGUAAUCUGCUAAACCCUUUCCCACUCAGAAUGGCUAUGUGCAAUCAGCAUAAAACUAUAACAGUAUGCAAGUAACUCACAGUGUGCUCAGGUUUUAUGUUGUUUGCUUCUGAUCAGUAUCUUAAGAUUGAAAAUAAACCCUUUAAAACUUUUAUUUAGUAAGCAGGAUCUGUAAUUUAAUGUGAUUUUCUAAGGGACUUCAACCAUGUCAAAUUCAUACAGGAGUGGUAACGGGUUAAAGAUGCAGGUCAUAAUUACAAUAUUAACAUAAUUUGUAACAUAAUCCUUUCCCACUUAGAAGCAAAGAAGAAAUUGCUAUGUGCAAACAGCAUUAAACCAGUACAGCAUGUGAGUAACUCGCAGUCUGUUCAGGUUUUAUGCGUAUUGCUACUCAUCAGUAUAUAAGGGUUGGAACUGAAACUUUUAAAACUUUGGUCUAGUAAAAAAGGUCUUCAAUUAAAUUUAUCUUUCUAAGGGACUACACAUGCAUCAAAAUACAUUACUAAGUGGUAAAGGGAUAAGUGACAAUGGUACAUAAAUAGAAUGAAUUAACCCGUUUUCUAAUUAUUUUUGCUACAUUUUGUGUAAUUUUGUAAAGAAUACCUGUAGUUAUCACGAAUUUUCAAUGGUUGAUAGUAAGUAUUGGCAAAAUAUUUACGCAGUUUUUGCGACAUGAAUUUAUUAUGUAAGUGCUAUGCCAGAAGUAAAAAACAGUGAUACAAAAAGAGAGAUCAAAAAUAGGUAAAUUGAUGAAACUUUGUAUUUCUGCAUCCAGGUACUUUUAGCAAGGUCACCAUCUCCUAUGGACACAUUUUUAGCAUAGGUGCUUGCACCUAUGCUUGUGGUAUAUACCACAUUUCGAAAAUCCACAUACAUCGGUUGUCCAUUAUGAAGCCUUACCUGAUCAAAAAUCAGACGAAAUAUCUAUUUAAUUGAGCAUAUGGUAAUUCUUACAAUUUUUUGGGGGGAAACGUUUUUCUAACGUUUUCUUCCAAGAAUAUUGCUGACACCGUUUUUAGUGAAUUUUUCUAAGACCGUUUUAUGUCAAAAAAUCCUCUUAUAACCUAAAACAAAUUUCGUUCGUAAAACAAUUCUGUUCUUGUUGAUAGUGACCUCACACCUAAUUUAUAUGGGAUCCCAAUUUCUAUUUCCUUCGUUUACUGUUCUGUGAGAGGUCAAAUGUUUACAUAACUAAAUUAAUAAGGCCCUGGUUAAAGUAUAUGUAACAUUUCAUCGGUUAAUUAUAAAUAGAAAUUAAAACAUAUUCUCAGCAGGAAGUGGGGCAUAUAGCACUUUUAUUCUUUGAAAAUGUGUAAAAAAUGGCGGAGUACGAUGAAUGUUUUCUGAUUUAUGACAUGGAUUCUGACGUGCCUUUCUAUGGAUUUGAUGAAGUAGAGUUUAAAAGUAAUAGAGUUGUGUUAAUUGAAGUUAAAAUGAUUUACUUUGAGCCAGAAAUUUACGUUACGAGUAGAGUUAACGGUUUAAAUGUGGCAUCGGAUUGAAUGGAUUCGCGCGAAUUCUGGACGAGUGCUGUGUCUGUAAAAUAUUAAAUGGAAAGCUGUAAAUGUAUCAAGUCGGAAAAGAAAACGGAUGGUUGCAUAAUGGUAUGCGUGAAAUAAUGUAAUUCUACGUAUUUAUUUUCAUAGUUAUGUCAUUUUGUAACCAUUCACAUUCGUCACUAUUUGGAAUUCCCGUUUCUAAAAAUAGACCAUUUUGUUAACAAGGGGGGCGACUCGUGAUGUCAGCAAUCGUUAAGGCUACAAUAUACUAAAUAAUCGAGUCAUGAAGGGCUGUACUUUCUAAACAAAUCAUCAUAUUUUCCUCGAAGGCAUGUUAUACACUUUGUUCUGGUUUUAUCGUUUGGAGAUAUUGAUAGGGUAAGCAUAGGUGUUCACUACUUAAUCCCUGAAAUAGGAUAAAGUUGGAGAUUAAAGUAAAAAAUGGCACUGCAAAAGGUUACAAUCCACUAGAAAACGGCCGAAAAAGGCGCAAAAACAGUCGAUUUUGAUUUGAGUCGAAUUUGUUUUUGGUUUGAACAUGACAAAUCUUUUUUAUUGCUUAAAUCGAUUCAGCUAAGAAUGCCCGUCAAGAAAAGGUAUGGUUAUGGGGGUCUCUAUGUGUAAAAUGUUGUAUUUAUUUUCGCUCAAAGUUGUCGCUUUUACAUCGAAACAUAUAAGGAAACUAUUUAGUAUAUUUUGACCUAAACAUUGACUUCAGCAGCAACUUCCCUGUAUCUUGCAACUAUGCUUUCAGCGCCAUCGGCGCUCUCGUUAAUAUUUGUUGAAUUUAUAUCAUGCUUGUUGCUCAUUCCAUGGCAAUGUCCUGCUUUCUUCUAAAAGAACCAUUUUGGGGAAUUUAUAUUUAACCAAAAAUGCAAGAUACCAAGGUUAUGUUACUGAUUUAUAUAUCAGAAAUUCAAUCCUUUGAUUAUUUGAUUCCUAUUGCUUACAGCAGUUUUAACGCAAACUCUGCAAUGUUGCAUUGAAAGGUAUAAUUGUCUAUAUUAUCAGGAAAAUGUAAUAAUCUUUUUACCUGCACAUGUGGAAAUGGAUAUGAUGCACAAUGUGACCAGCACAGCUCUAAACCAGCUUUUGCACACAGUUGCACAGUCUGGUCAUGGGCUUGUUUAUCCCAUGUGAGAGCAGGAAACUUUGCGUUACUUAACAAAAAAAGUCGUUCCUGACCAAACUGCCUGAUUUCAUGGGUUUGUCAGGAGCUAUGUUGACUGCAUAUUGCAUAGCCCUUUCCCCCAUAAGAAGCAAAAUGUAAAUGCAGUCUGUUCAGGUUUUAAGCUGUUUGCUUCUCAUCCGUAUCUAAGGGUUGGAAAUGAAGCCUUUAAAACUUGAAAUAAGUUAAAAAAAGGUCUUUAAUGAAAUUUAUCUUAGGCUACAAAUGCGUCAAAAAACGCACAGCCUUCUUAGACUUUUGAUCCUACAAAUCUGAAAAAUUAAGGAUAUAAAAAAUUAAUAUAUUAGUUAUUUAUUUUAAAUGAAAUUUUAGUUGCCCAAUUUUUAAUAUUUAAUUUGUAGCUUCACAUUAAAUCCAUAGUUUCAGUUUAGAAUGUGUUGUACAAUUGUCUUCGAAGUUUGUUUCUGAGAUUCGAUGUUUUUGUUUUUGUUUAAAAAUGAAAAAAUUGUGUACGUUGUCUCAAAAAUCAUUAUAACACAACCAUCCUAAUAAUUUGUUUACUCAUUUUGUAUUGUUGUACACUUUGUGAUGCAUUCUGCCCAUUUAUCUCUAUUUAUGCUUAGUUCUUUGUACAUUUUGAUUAAUGCUUUAAGCCCUAUAUUUAGCUUUAAAUCCAUCGUUUUUUGUAUGCUUCGACAGAAAUGGGAUCAAAUAAGCAGCAAAUGUUUGAAUAAACAACGAAAUUCGGCAAUAUCCUACUGAUAAACGCAAUUCAAACAAAGGAUUUCAAAUGCCUGGUGCCCGAUGUAGAUUUCACUUGGUCUGCCAAUGGGGAGUUUAAGUGAGCAAAGUAUGUCCUUUGUUACAUUUGAUUGGUAAUAUGAGAUAAAUGUUAAUUUUGUUUUGUAUACUAUUUGUUUACUGUUCAAAAUAUUGUUAAUAUUUUGCUCAAUAAAAAAUAUAUUUUUGUGUCCUCAGCAAGUACUCGUCGUGUGCUUUUGUGAUUACCCCUUGUCUUAUUUUUGAUAAUUUUUUGUCCUUUACCGCUUUGCCUAUAUCAUAUUCAGGAUGGAAGAGUGGCUUUAUGUACCAUUUGACAAAUGUUUUCCCCGUGGUAUAAAACAUAUUCACUUAAUUUGGUAUAUUGUACCAAUGGAUUUGUUCGGCAAGUCUUUAAAAAUCUCUUCAGUGAUAGGUUCAUAUUUGGCAUGCUGCAUUACAAUGUGGGCCUUAACAGAUAUUGUUCAAAUCGUGUCCCUUGGUAAAUAAACGUUUACCCUUGAGGCCGAAAAUUCUAUUUUGCAACAAGGUCUCAGGUGAGCGUCUUGGGACCCUGAGGGUCAUCUUGUUUGGAAAUUGAUGCGUGGGCCUUUAGGGUCCUCUUGUUUGGGAAAUUGACACUAAUAUAAUUUUUUGCAUAGCACAAUGAUACCUGGCAUUGUUAAAUACGAUAUGAUUGUUAUUGUUUGUAUAUAUUCUGUUUUAUUUAUGCAAUAGUAUCAAAUCAGAUUAGUUCACCCUGGACUUGUAUACUCAUUAAAAAUAAAUAUGUUCAAGAA
Molecule: messenger RNA, 12934 nt
Organism: Dreissena polymorpha
Lineage: Eukaryota; Metazoa; Mollusca; Bivalvia; Myida; Dreissenidae
Product: polyamine-transporting ATPase 13A3-like
Exons: 30
Coding region: 186-3851 (1221 amino acids)
Biological process (GO): intracellular calcium ion homeostasis
Cellular component (GO): membrane
Molecular function (GO): ATP binding; ATP hydrolysis activity; P-type transmembrane transporter activity
Source: RefSeq, a predicted model, not a curated record